Molecule: messenger RNA, 1060 nt
Organism: Suillus clintonianus
Lineage: Eukaryota; Fungi; Basidiomycota; Agaricomycetes; Boletales; Suillaceae
Exons: 1
Coding region: 114-956 (280 amino acids)
Biological process (GO): translation
Cellular component (GO): mitochondrial large ribosomal subunit
Molecular function (GO): structural constituent of ribosome
Source: RefSeq, a predicted model, not a curated record
AGUCAAGAGAACACCAAUUGAAUGCGGUGACGUUGUGACAAGUCGUGACUGAUGGCCACGUGACUACUGUAACAAGCGCUACAAAUUAUUCUGGUCUGCUCAAGACGUUAGCCAUGAUCUGUGUGAAGCCUGUUAUUGCUUCAUCAAUACCGCGAACAGCUCGAGGAUAUGUCGUGUCCGUGAAGCCUCCUCGCGUCUACGAGGGCAAACCGACACCCCGCCGCUACGGUGUGGAGAAAACAUUCUUAUACAACCAAUACACCCGCAUGCUUGAAGCCAGCGAUAAUUCCCCCAUAAUAUUCCUCCAACACACAAACUUCGCGGCUCAGCGGUUUCAGAAGCUGAGGCGGGAUAUUGCAGAUGCAAACGCCAAAUUUUCAGUCUCGCUAUCCUCUCCGACACCUACCUCAGUCGAACUCGGUGCCCCAACGCUAGCCGUGAUGCGGACUUCGCUUUUUGGCGUUGCAUUACGAGAUUUUGCGCCUUUAGACGCGGAAAAGUCAUCUCAAAUUGCAGAAUUGGUCAAAGGCGGUCUUGCUAUCUUAACACUUCCAUCAUUCAACCCUCCCCAACUUGAUGCCAUCCUCCGUGCUCUUGAUCGCUCAGUCCCUCCCAAGAAACCAGGGGUAGAGCAGCCAAAACCGAUAAAGCCUCAAGAUGAUCCGAGUUUUAUCCCUGGAAGAAAGACGCAGAGGGUGAAACCCAUAUUGACCCCAGAACUGGUCGUAAUGGGUGCUCUCAUUGAGAGGCGGGUGUUUGGAAUGGAGGAUGUACGGGACGUAUCGAAACUACCAACCUUGGACACUCUGCGGGCGCAAAUCGUUGGGUUGCUGAGCUCACCAGCUGUACAGUUGGCUGCAAUCCUCAGCGAGGCAAGUGGAGGGAAGUUGGCGAGGACACUGGAGGGGUUGAAGAAGGGUUUGGAAGAAAGCCAGGGUGCAGAAGCUUCAUCAUAGCAUCUACUCCACCAUUGCACCUUCGUUUGUCGACUGACUUCACAUAGUUCACGCACCACGCACUUUCAUAGAAGAAUGGUUAAUAUCAGUCUUUGAGGCAAAAU